UAUCUUUACGCUGGAACAUUCAUGAUGUGCUGUCCUGCGAAGAUGUUUGCGUCCGGGCAGAGUGCGCUGAUACUGGUGCUGAUAGUGAGUGCUGUCACUCGGCCCUCAGAAGGGAAGCCCGCCAAGCUGUUCAGUCCCGGGCAGCAGCAAGUCGUGUUUGUGGAUGAAGGAGGCCACGUAACGCACGAAGAACAGGGGCAACUACGGCAGAAUUUUGGCAGUAAUUUUGGCAACAACAAUGCGGCUGCAGGCCAGGAUGGUGCAUCUGGCCCGGCGCAGUACGAGUUCGCGUACGACGUCAAGGUGCCGGAGGAAGGCAACGACUACGGUCACGCUGAGCGUCGUAACGGUGACACCACCGAGGGCAUGUACCGCGUGCUGCUGCCUGAUGGCCGAGUCCAGGUCGUCACAUACUCUGUCAUCGGCAACUCUGGCUUCGUGGCGACUGUCACUUAUCAAUGAUCUCAAAGACCGCGACAAACGGGCGACUUUUUCGUAUAAUACGCAACCGGCGACUCAAGCUCUUGGUUGCCAGCUGAACUUUUGGGCCAAAGUAACUUUUAUAUUGGACAAACGCACAGCCUUAAAUAAUUUUUUUUUUUGCAAUUAAGUCUCGUAAUGAUCAUGAUUAUGUCGCGAAAAAUUGGUAAAAAUGAUAACGGGAAUGUAUUUUGUGAAGCUAUUCUAAAUUUGGGCGGUGUAGCUCCUAAAAUAUGAAUUAUGAUGGGUGAAACUUAGAUAUGUCUCAAUGUAUAUAUCGCUUAUCCAAUUUUCACCCUAACAAGCAAUGAAUAUGUGAUUGAUUUGAGGCCAUUUGUAACUUCAAGCUUGAUUUUAAGAACCAUCAUAUACAUAGUAUUCUAUGACACUUCUAUCAAAUUACACAACACCCGAGGAGCUAUGGUUAUAGACAGAUGCCUCGAGUGGACCACUCAUGUGCAUGAUGGCUUCCUCCUCCACAUCAUAACGCAGUGAUGGGCUCAUCUUCCACAUCAUGACGCAGUGAUGGCCCCAUCUUCCAUAUCCUGAUGCAGUGCAUAAACACGAAACACACCCUAGCUCACCAGAACAACAUGUAAUAUGUUUGUAUUUUUGCAUUACUCGUUAAAUCCGAUGGAAGCGAGAAGUAUGGACGGAAGUCCCAACUUAUAUAUCUGCAUUGUUGUUAAUGCACAUUGUUAUUUGGAAUGAUCUCGACCAAAAUAUUAAUUUAUUGAUUUGAUUUAAUUUAAUCAGAAAAUAAAAAUC
Molecule: messenger RNA, 1248 nt
Organism: Hyalella azteca
Lineage: Eukaryota; Metazoa; Arthropoda; Malacostraca; Amphipoda; Hyalellidae
Product: pro-resilin-like
Exons: 3
Coding region: 22-462 (146 amino acids)
Cellular component (GO): extracellular matrix
Source: RefSeq, a predicted model, not a curated record